AUGCACUACCGAGAGCGCGGCGCCGAAGGGUUCGACGACAUCGUCAAAGGCAAGGGUCAGGGUCUAGUCUGCGUGCUCCACGGCCCGCCCGGCGUCGGCAAGACGUUGACGGCAGAUUGCGUCGCCGAGCACGUGCGACGUCCGCUGUACGUGGUGUCUUCGGGCAGCCUCGGCGUGUCAAGCCAGUUGCUCGAAGACAAACUGACCAGCAUCAUGGACAUGGCGUCGACGUGGCGCGCGGUCCUGCUCAUUGACGAGGCCGACGUGUUCCUGGAGCGGCCCGUGUCGCGCGACAUACACCGCAACGCCAUGGUGAGCGUGUUCCUGCGCGUUCUGGAGUACUAUUCCGGCAUCCUGUUCCUGACGACGAACCGGGUGAACAAGUUCGACGAUGCCUUCAAGUCGCGCAUCCACAUCUCCAUCCGAUACACGGACCUCUCGAAAGCGUCGCGGCUGCAGGUCUGGCGGAACUUCUGCGGCCGCAUCCCCGGCGGCGUCGACAUAGACGAGCGCGGACUGGCGACGCUGGCCAAGCACGACCUGAACGGCAGACAGACCAAUAAUGUCGUCAAGGCGGCCGAGAGCCUGCCGGCGUUCCACGGCGCCCGGCUGGACCUGGCCCGGCUGCAGCAGGUCACCACAAUCCACGCGACGUUUGAGAAGGACCUGACCAAUCCCAUGGGAGUCGACUAUAGGGUGCCGGGAGAGACCUAG
This is a messenger RNA of Anthostomella pinea, 714 nucleotides long. Lineage: Eukaryota; Fungi; Ascomycota; Sordariomycetes; Xylariales; Xylariaceae. The record is from the annotation of a GenBank genome assembly.